AUGGUGGUGCAAUCUUCUGGCAAACCAGCUUCACCUGUGUCAUCAAGCAAACGUGAAAAAAAUGUUGUCAUAUUCGGCGAAACCGGCUCAGGGAAAAGUUCCAUGAUCAAUGUUAUCGCGCAAGAGCAGGUUGCGAUGAGCUCCAAUGAUGCGCAGGGAUGCACCUCUGAAUCGAAACCCUACUCAGUAAACAUUUCCGGCCAGAAAUUUGCCCUGUUUGAUACUGCGGGUCUCAAUGAGGGGACCGCAGGCACGGUGCCACAGAUGCAAGCGAGGCAACAGCUGAAGAACUUGUUGGACAAGCUCAUGAGCCAUCAGUCGCCGUCGGGUGGUAUCGACCUUCUGGUGUACUGUGUGCGCAACACGACUGCCCCUCACGCCAUCCUCAGCACCUACAACACUGUUUACUCUGGGGCCUGCCGGAAGAAGAGAGUCCCAAUUGUCGUUGUCGUCACAGGACUAGAGUUUGAGACUCCCAUGGAGAGCUGGUGGGAUUCUCACAAGGAAAUAUUCACAGGCAUGCAUCUCGCAGGCCAUGCAUGCGUCACAACGAUCGAGGACUAUCCAGACAUUCCGGAAGAUCUUACUCGCCGCGUUGCACAGUCGGGCAAGAUCCUGCGCGACCUUAUCAUGAACAAGUGCUCGGCUUCGGCGACCAAGUGA
Molecule: messenger RNA, 663 nt
Organism: Suillus subaureus
Lineage: Eukaryota; Fungi; Basidiomycota; Agaricomycetes; Boletales; Suillaceae
Exons: 2
Coding region: 1-663 (220 amino acids)
Molecular function (GO): GTP binding
Source: RefSeq, a predicted model, not a curated record